Molecule: messenger RNA, 399 nt
Organism: Caenorhabditis remanei
Lineage: Eukaryota; Metazoa; Nematoda; Chromadorea; Rhabditida; Rhabditidae
Exons: 1
Coding region: 1-399 (132 amino acids)
Source: RefSeq, a predicted model, not a curated record
AUGAAACUCGGCAAGCCGACUGAUAUACAAAAGACUCCAUCUCGUGGUUGUCUUGGAAUGAUAGCCAGAUUACUUCAGAGUUUAACGUCUGCUCGGAAGCCAAAGUCGUCCGUGACAAAACUUGAAGUAGAAGUAUGGGAUGAGUAUCCACCCAUUGAUACUGCUUCUACAAUUGCCGAUGGUUUCAAAUACGCAAUUAGAUUGGAUAGGCUAUGUGACCGUGCUAUCCGCGAUUUGGAAGAUUGGGACUAUUCAUACAUUACCAGUGAUACACCAAAAACAGAAUGGAAUCGAGAAGAACCGAAGGAACGUUUUGAUCGUUUAAUGGAAUCAUCUUAUGACGUUUAUGAUCUGAUUGCUGAGAGAGAAGCUAUUGCAAAAAACUCUAAUAUUGCUUGA